Molecule: messenger RNA, 1095 nt
Organism: Aspergillus tanneri
Lineage: Eukaryota; Fungi; Ascomycota; Eurotiomycetes; Eurotiales; Aspergillaceae
Product: MYG1 family protein
Exons: 2
Coding region: 1-1095 (364 amino acids)
Cellular component (GO): nucleus; cytoplasm
Source: RefSeq, a predicted model, not a curated record
AUGGCCGACGAGACUCUCACAAAGAAGCUUAAGACAUCAUCUCCCUUAAUCGGGACUCAUAACGGCCACUUCCACGCAGAUGAAGCCCUCGCUGUCUAUCUCCUCCGACAGCUCCCGACCUACUCCUCCUCUCCUCUGAUCCGUACCCGGGAUCCCGCUCAGCUAGCAACCUGUCAUACCGUCGUCGAUGUUGGUGGCGAAUAUGACCCCGCCAGUAACCGCUAUGACCAUCAUCAGCGUACUUUCUCGACAACCUUCCCUAACCAUAACACCAAGCUGUCUUCCGCAGGGUUAGUGUACAUGCACUUUGGUCGGGCCAUCAUUGCACAACACACCUCGCUGCCCCUGGAUCACGACGACGUCACUCUGCUGUAUGAGAAGCUCUACACGGAUUUCAUCGAAGCUGUUGACGCCAACGACAAUGGCGUCUCGGUGUACGAUCCUGCGGCCCUGGCCGCGUCCAACGUCGAGAAACGCUUCAGGGACGGUGGCAUUACGAUUGCCUCCGUGGUGGGCGACAUGAACAACCCUGACCCCACUUGUCCACCCGGGGAGCCCCAGGACGAGGAUAGUCUCUUUUCUCGAGCUAGCACCUUCAUUGGACAUGUCUUCACUCGCAAGUUGCACCACGCAACCUCUUCCUGGCUUCCUGCUCGGUCUGUCGUCGGUGCGGCUUACCAUUCCCGCCGUGAUGUUCACCCUUCCGGCCGUAUCAUCGUCCUGCCGCAGGGGGGCGUCCCUUGGAAGGAGCAUCUGUACAAUUUCGAGCGGGAAGCAUCGAGCUCCGGCGAGACGAACCCGGCCGAGCAGGUCUACUACGUUCUCUACCCGGAAAGUGCCAAUGAAGGUUCCAAAUGGCGUGUGCAAUGUGUUUCGGUGAAUGAGGGGAGCUUCCAAUCUCGCAAGCCGCUACCAGAGUCGUGGCGUGGAGUUCGCGAUGCCGACUUGGAUGGCGUCAUGGCUGCGGAAGCAGAGAAGUUGGGCAAGCCCAAGAUCCCCGACGGCGCCGUCUUUGUCCAUGCUAGCGGUUUCAUCGGUGGCCAUCAAACAAAAGAUGGUGCUCUCGCCAUGGCUGUUCGAGGAUUGGAUGAAUAA